GUAAAAUGGAUUUAAGACAUACGGUGAAGGGAAAGACGAAGUUGGUUCUUUCAGCCAGGAGAAUGAAAAGGCGGCUACCACCAGAAUUUCAUGCUAACAGACGUAGAAGGAUUGAAGAACAAACCUUAUCGCUCGAAGCGCCUUCAUCUUCCCAGGCUGACAGUGUUUCAGCAGAUGCCAUUUCUGUAUCCACUGAGAACUUUCAACCCAGAUAUGAUGAGUAUCCAGAUCUAAUAGUUGAGCCGGAUGGAAGACCACCCAAAGACGAUUUUAAUAUUAUUUCUGGCCGAUUUAUUGUGGACGGCAAACAUCUUGUGCAAGAAUUGAGAUCUUUGGACUACCAUAGAUACGAGUGUGAAAAAAGUGAUAAUGGUUAUAUGACACUGGUGUCUUCAACUUCAAAAUCAUCAGAAUGGACAAUGAAGUUCGUUGUAUGGACAGCUCCACGAACCAGCUGCCAUAAAUGCGUUUCAAGAAAUGGAAGAAAUUCAAGUUCAGCCUUGCGGUUUGUUUGUUGACAAAGAACAUGACUUCUUGGCGGCUUCACCUGACGGACUGGUCGGAGGUGAUAACUGAUUGAGGUGAAAUGUCCGAAGUCUGCUGAAAACCUCACUAUCAGCGAAGCCGUGAUCAAAGUGAAAUCAUUCUGCUUGGAAAAACUACGUUGUGGAAACGUCCGUCUCAAGAAAAACCACAAUUAUUAUUACCAGGUAAAUUCAUAGGUGAUUUUUGAUAUAUCUAAGUAUGUACAACUUUUCUUAUCAUAAGCUA
Messenger RNA from Nilaparvata lugens (brown planthopper), 771 nucleotides. RefSeq lists its product as uncharacterized. The transcript has 3 exons. The record is from RefSeq and is a predicted model, not a curated record. The coding region runs from base 6 to 518 and encodes 170 amino acids. NCBI's taxonomy places the organism in Eukaryota, Metazoa, Arthropoda, Insecta, Hemiptera, Delphacidae.